Molecule: messenger RNA, 964 nt
Organism: Saprolegnia diclina VS20
Lineage: Eukaryota; Oomycota; Saprolegniomycetes; Saprolegniales; Saprolegniaceae
Exons: 1
Coding region: 1-888 (295 amino acids)
Source: RefSeq, a predicted model, not a curated record
AUGUCGUACAUCGACGACGCACACUACGCUUUUAGCUGUGUCGAGUUUGCGUCCUCGCCAUCGUUUCCGAUGUACUGCGGGUCACCUGACCACAUCAUGCAACUCCCAUCCAAGGACGCCUCGAUGAUGCUCUACGCGUACCAACCACCGACGUUCUAUGCACCGCCGUCCCCCAUUUGCAUCGAGUACCCGCCCAUGAUCUUUUCAGCGCCAACAUGUUUGGUCCCGGCGUCGCCGCAGUUUGAGAUGACCAACGACAUGCCCUCCGUGUGCCUCACGAAUGGCUGCCACGCGCGCAUUCCGUGGCGCCGGGGCCACUGCCGCGACCACGGAGCUGUCAAAAAGUGCGGUCACCCCGGUUGCUCCCGCGGCCCCCAACGGGGGGGCUUUUGCAUCACCCACGGGGGUGGCCGUCGCUGCUCAGUUGAUGGUUGUCUCAAGGCCGUUCAGACCGCCGGUCUCUGCAAGUCCCACGGCGGCGGCAUCCGCUGCGGCGCUGACGGCUGCGACAAGAGUUCGCAAGGCGGCGGCUAUUGCCGAAAACACGGUGGCGGCAAGCGCUGCGCUGCAGCCAGCUGCGACAAGGGCGUCCAGCGAGGCAGCUACUGCGCCAAGCACGGUGGAUUUCAGUACUGCAAAGUGGACGGCUGCCACCGGACCGACCGCGGUGGUGGCUUUUGCGACGUGCACCGGAAGAACAUGGCGUGCGCGUUCUCUGGCUGCAUGCGCAUGGCGCGCAAGCAAGGCCUCUGCGUCGCCCAUGCGAAGCGGUACGUGGCGACGCGCGACGGCGUCGAGCCGCGCGCCAUGGGCUGUCCACCGACAUCGUAUUCCACAGCGACAUCGCCAAUUAGCGUGUCCGAGCACAGCGCAGAGUAUGCGAUUUAACCUAUCAGCACUUAUUUUAUCGUCAUUUACUUUGCCGCACUCUUAUUGUAUUAAUACACGUACGCUCAUAGAUCGA